Molecule: messenger RNA, 1601 nt
Organism: Fimicolochytrium jonesii
Lineage: Eukaryota; Fungi; Chytridiomycota; Chytridiomycetes; Spizellomycetales; Powellomycetaceae
Product: elongation factor TS-domain-containing protein
Exons: 1
Coding region: 222-1358 (378 amino acids)
Biological process (GO): mitochondrial translational elongation
Cellular component (GO): mitochondrial matrix
Molecular function (GO): translation elongation factor activity
Source: RefSeq, a predicted model, not a curated record
UACCCGAACGGGCAUUCAAAAGGUCAACAGCGCGGCCUCGCUUCUUCCCCGCUUCCCUUCCCUUCCCCUCAACGCAUCCCGCUCUAUAUCUAGUACAGCUGUGCAGGAAUAUCGCAUUGACGGUGUUGGACGUACUGUACAACCUGGGGACCCAUCCGAAGGAGAUCCCGCUCAACUUAACAAGCAUAGGAACUAGCGCUCUCUAGUAUACUCCCGCAUCCAUGUUCCUCCGCCCGGCCCUCCACCGAGCUCUCACCCGCUCCACACGCCACUGCCCCGCCCACCCAAAACUCUUCACCACAACCGCUCCCACACUCGCAACCUCCCCAACCGUAAAACUCGUCGCCCGCCUCCGCAAAGAAACCCAGUGCAGCAUCUCCAAAGCCCGCGAAGCCCUCGCCGCCGUCCCCUCUACCUCCUCCGAUCACUACGCCUCAGCCCUCGCAUGGCUCGAAGCGGAUCAAGCGGCCUCUGGCCGGAAGAAAGCGGCAAAAUUGGACGGGAGGGUCGCUGCAGAGGGGUUGGUGCACGUUGUGGGAGUGGAUGGCGGGAAGAGGGUGGCGAUGGUGGAGGUGAAUGCGGAGACGGAUUUUGUGGCGAGGAGUGGGGAUUUUGUGGGGUUGGUGGAUGGGGUUGGGGCGUCGGUUUUGUUUGCUGAGAUUGCGGGUGGGAAGGGGGUGGUGAGGCAGUUGGAUGUGGAGGAUGUGAAUGCUGCGCCGGCGUGGCCCUCGUCUCGGAGCGCGGAGACGAUACCUGGUGGCGAGACGGUGCGGGAGACCGUUGUGGCUGCGAUUGGGAAGCUUGGAGAGAACAUCCGGGUGCGGAGGGCGGUUGUUACGCGGUUUCCUGGUGAGGAGGAUGCCACUGCCACCACAUCUGCGACGGAUUCGAAGGAGGUGUAUGUCGCGGGCGGGUACGCGCAUUCCGGCGGGGACAGCGUGAUCCCACCGGGUUUUGGACGUAUCGCUGCCGUCGCCGUGCUCAAAAUCGCCAAUAACAAUCCACAACUGUCUACUGAAACGAGAACGAAACUGCAUCGCUUAGCAGCCCAGAUAGCUCAGCACGUCGUCGGGUUCAGCCCCGCCACUAUCGCGCCGGUCUCGGCCCCUGGCCCAUCCGAUUCUGCAAGGGACCCCGAAGACACCGAAACGACAUCCACGGCCCUUCUCACGCAACCCUUCCUCUUCGGCGGGGGCACCGUGCAGGAGGUUCUUGCACGCAACGCGACGGAGUUGGGACUCGCUACACAGGAUCAGCUGGCGGUACAUGAUUUCCUCCGCUGGGAGUGUGGAGAGGGGAUCGAGAAGAAUGAGACGGAUUUCGCGGAGGAGGUUAAGAAGCAGGCUGGGUUGGCUUGAGAUUAGAGAUACAGAAUAGAAGGAGGGAUGUGUAUUGUAUUAGACGGCUUCCAUCAGCGGGAGCAGAGUAAAUAUGCAUGCAUUUGGAAGUAACCGGCGCCGAUGAAAUCAAUCCCAGUUGGCGUAGAAGGCAAAGGGGUUGGGGUUAGGGUUAGGUUUAGGUUUGUUAAUCAAAUGGUUCACUUUGGCUGCGAAAAAGUCUUAUUCUUGAGGUGAGCUACCCACCUUCAAGCACGAGUUACC